This is a messenger RNA of Lachancea thermotolerans CBS 6340, 702 nucleotides long. RefSeq names its product KLTH0F06204p. NCBI's taxonomy places the organism in Eukaryota, Fungi, Ascomycota, Saccharomycetes, Saccharomycetales, Saccharomycetaceae. The record is from RefSeq and is a predicted model, not a curated record. The transcript has a single exon. The coding region runs from base 1 to 702 and encodes 233 amino acids.
AUGGGAGAAGAGCCUGAGGAGCUUCGAAGCUCGCCGUUUGCCUUCUACGCGUUUUAUCAACUUCACCAACAUCUCAAAGCAACCCCUGUUUCUCGUUUGAGCUUUCAGGACAUCCUUCGUCAGCUGUACCCCGACUACGUUAUGAAGCCAGGUAAAGAGAAGGAGAAGACAUCCCUGUUUAUCACCUGGGAAAAACAAGGAGCCAGUGGGCGUGAGGACUUUCAAUUGCGAGGCUGUAUCGGAACCUUCGCAAGGCCCCCCUUGCUAAAGGGAAUUGAGAGGUACUCCCUCAUAGCAGCGCUGCAAGACGACAGAUUCCCUCCAAUUCGCAAGGGCGAAUUUCCGCGGCUCAAGUGCAGCUGCAACAUCCUACACAACUUUACAACCAUAUACAAGCGGUCGAAGCCGGACGGAGAUAUCUUCGAUUGGGAGAUCGGAGUCCAUGGAAUAGAAUUGAAGUUCGAAGACCCGGGCACUGGGCGUAUCCUAAGUGCGACUUUUCUGCCAGAAGUGAUGCCAGAGCAGGGAUGGGACAAACAGGAAACCUUUCAAGCUCUCAUCGAGAAGGCUGGGUACUACCGCGAUAUCGGCCAAUUGAUUGAUUCUUACGAUGAAUAUUUCGUAGAGGUGUUACGCUACGAAGGCGAUAAGAGUGCUAUAGCCUACGAGGAGUUCUCGCGACAACUUGAACAAGUUAUUUAG